Acanthaster planci (crown-of-thorns starfish) is the source of this 3177-nucleotide messenger RNA. RefSeq names its product homeobox protein DLL-3-like. Lineage: Eukaryota; Metazoa; Echinodermata; Asteroidea; Valvatida; Acanthasteridae. Gene Ontology annotation, molecular function: RNA polymerase II cis-regulatory region sequence-specific DNA binding; DNA-binding transcription factor activity, RNA polymerase II-specific. The record is from RefSeq and is a predicted model, not a curated record. Gene Ontology annotation, biological process: regulation of transcription by RNA polymerase II.
GUCUGCACAUUCAUGCCUAAGUUUCAAAAUAUAACCGGCUCUUUUAGGGUGAAACCCUGGGAAUCGCUUAAAAAUUUAUAUGCUGUCACAAAACCAGUCACUUUCCUUCCUUCUGAAUUUUGGUUCACCGUUGAGGUACAUUCAUACUACAUACCACCAGUACCACCCUACAUGUGUCAAGGGACAAACUCAUCAAUCACUUAUCUUUUUUAUCCCAAUCUGACAACCUCAUUGGUCGCUCUUAGAAGAGCAGUAGCCAACAGGCGUGUUUUUCCCCAAAGGUAAUUAAACUCAUCAGUUAAUGUUGUCAACAAAUGACACCACGCACCAUAACAGAUGACCACCAGUACGUUGUUGACAGAAACACUGGACACAACAAAACAAUGCAGGAAAAAAAUACUUUCUCAGAAUGUAUGUUUUGGCUCAAUGCAUCACCAGCCACCAAGACAAUCGCGGCUUAAUGUCUUGCUGGUGAGAAAGAAGGAGAGAAAAACACACAGUAAGGACGUCCGACUGCAAUGAUAAUGCAGAGUGAAAGAACAUGUGUAAAGGCGUUUUCAGAGCAGGCGCCACCAUGCCGCCCAUUUUUCCAAAGCCUUAACUCGUCUUUUCUUUGGGCCCUGGCAUUCCCCUUUUUGUCUGAGUUUAGUGUCUUUAAAGAAGCCGUUGCGGUCGGGGUAGUGGGGGAAGGCCAUGCCUCUCUGUGGUCAAAAGGGGACGAUGAAUACCCCCUUACGGUGAGAGGAGUUACAGAUACCCGGCGGGUUACACAGAGACGAAAGCUUUUAUAAAGCUAAUCAACAUGAAAAGAAGGAGUCAGAUUCGUUUACAGAUACCAUUGUACUUGGUGUACUUUGUGUGACUUGCUCGUGUUUUAUUGCCUGAGAUUGCCUGGUACAGUAGAUGCUGGCUUCCAAAGAAUUAAGACAGAACUGUAUUGGGACAGGGUUGGAGGACAUCCAGCUGAGAAGAGCAAUAGACCGAGAGGACUUGACGAAGCCGGUCGACUAGAUUUGCAUCCAAGACGCUCUUCCCAAAGCUCUGGAGGCUUAUAUACAGACACAAUGAAAUAUUAAUCGAGAGGUAAUAAGCUCCAGUGGAUCUCUCUCAGUGGACAAGCCAAUCAAACACGAGGAGAUAGGACGCACACCCCGUGACCUGAUACAAACAUGGACAACUACAUACAACGGGAUGGUCGAUUUUUUGUUUACCGUCAUAAAGCAGGAUGUUUAGGAAACAUUAGGAGAUAUCUCGCAGAUUAACUCUAACCAUCUGUGGAAGUUGUGAAUAUUCCUUCCGCACCUGUUACGCUUCUUUAUAAGGCAAAUUCUAAUGGAUUCAACCAGACGGACCUGCUUGCAUGAUUUUAUUCAUAGUUGAAAUGUUUUGUACAUCCUUCAUCGUGAAAUAAUCGUCGUGAGGUGAGGACAGUUAAAAUAGAUUAUUCGGUGAUGAAAUAGACAGGAGAACAACAAUAAGAUUACCUAGAACAAACUUGAAAUACAAAUUUUCCACCAUCUAGAUACGUCAACACGGGAUACAAAACUGUUAGAAUGUUUAAUUUUGCCAUUUAAAGAAGGUUCCAUUUCUACAACUAGAAGUACCCGUCGAGUCAAAGUCUUUUAAGUCUGUGGCUGCAUUCAGUAACAAGCUCUAAAUUCAGGUAAUCCCGUCAUGAAUUCAAUUUUCGAGUGUUUCGAUUCACCGAGCUCCAAAUCAGCUUUCACGGAGUUCCAACAGUACCAUCAGCUUCACCAUCAUUUUACUGGUGGACCGCCAGCGCCUACCACCCCGAUGACAUGCAGUUCAACUGCGGUACCACCAUCUCCGUAUGCUGUUCCACCACACCCCAGUAUGCAGUGCACCCCAACGCCCAGGUCGUUCUGCGAACCAGUUACAGGCACUCCGGAGACAGCAUACAACGCGACCGCCUCGUCCAUGCAACACCCCGUCAGACAUCUCGGAUAUUCCUUUCCCUUGAGUCCGAUGGGGAGUCACAAUCAUCAUUCAGCUUACAGCCAUCACUAUCACACGCCGCAAACAAGAGAAGAAUACCCCAUUCAAUCGAAAGAGGCCAUUUUGGAUACAGAUGACGAUGAUCAGGCCCUGCCUAAAGUCAACGGCAAGGGUAAGAAGCUAAGGAAACCACGAACCAUCUACUCCAGCCUGCAACUACAAAAGCUCAAUCAGAGAUUUACCAAGACACAGUAUCUGGCGUUACCUGAGAGAGCGGACUUAGCUGCUUCCCUUGGUCUCACUCAAACUCAGGUAAAAAUUUGGUUUCAAAACCGACGCUCUAAGUACAAAAAGUUACUGAAGCAGCAAGGCGCAACGCCCACAAGCAGUACAGGUAGUUUGGAUUCGGAACAAGACCAAUCACAGACUCCUACCCUCCCAGAUACAUUGAGUCCUCAAGAUACCGGAACACAUUCUCUUGAAUCUUCCAGCCAGCCUGUCAGGGCGUCAUCUUGCUACAACCGACCACAAAACAUCACUUCUCAAUUACCAAACGGUGAGGGCAAUUCCACCCAUUCCAAUCCAACUCCAUCCUGGGAUUACAGUGGGGAAGUCCUAGGUCAGGCUCUACGAUCGAAUCAUGGUGAGAGUUUCCCUUAUCAACAGCAGCAACUGGCACAACAUUACCAUUAUUCCUGGUUUGGACAGGAUAUAACUGCUGGCUUACCCCCACAGCAUAUAAUGGCGCCAGUGCCUCAAUGAACAGAACGAGACUGCACAACGAUAAUGUUUUAUUUUGAAGUAAGACAACUAUUACAUGGUUACUCGGACUUCGCUUUAACGUUUAAAGUUGUGAUAAUGCAUAUUAAUGACUGUCAUUUUGGUGUAUGCUCCUUCACAAUAAAACGUGGACUGCAAAAAAAGGAUAUCUUGGUAACAGGGAAAGAAAGUUGGCGUAGCCAGUCCAUCUUGUCCAGAAAGUAGCAGACGAAACUAAUCUUGAAAAGCAUAUUGGUAUAAAGAUGGUUGUUGGACUAAACUCCGUAUGAAAUUACUUUCUGGCAAGCUGUCAUUUUGAAGAAAGCAAUGAAAGAACGCCAUUUCCAACAAUGCAUAUACAUGUAUAGACGCAUUUUAGGAAAAUUACCAUGGGUGCGUUCGAUUAGCUUAUACGUGUAAAUCAAACUUACACGAGAGCGUUCGUUUAGCCAUCACGUGAUC